Lactuca virosa is the source of this 915-nucleotide messenger RNA. The record is from the annotation of a GenBank genome assembly. Lineage: Eukaryota; Viridiplantae; Streptophyta; Magnoliopsida; Asterales; Asteraceae.
AUGGGGCUGAAGAGCACCGGCCGGAAGUGGUUGACAGAAGGAUACAAAAAGGUGGUGGGUGGUGUGGUGAACCGAAAGCAGCAGAGGUUCGGAGUUCUUGACGGCCACCCCGUCGGUCAAGACCAUGCUCAAGCAGCAGCCGAAUCUCAUCAAACCCUAAAAGACAACAUCAAAGCUCUCAGAAAAGAGUUCAAAGUCUACAGAUGGAACCCCGAUCACCCCUCCCAAAAACCCUUCCUCCAAUCUUAUUUCCUCGAUCUCACCACAUGUGGCCCCAUGGUUUUGGACGCACUUCAGAAGAUAAAAUCAGAAGACGAUUCAACAUUGAGUUACAGAAGGUCAUGCAGAGAAGGAAUAUGUGGUUCUUGUGCCAUGAACAUCGAUGGAACCAACACAGUCGCAUGCCUUAAGCCAAUCGAUACAGACACCAGUAAGGCUACAUAUAUCACUCCUUUACCACACAUGUAUGUCAUCAAAGAUCUGGUUGUCGAUCUCACCAAUUUCUAUCACCAGUACAAGUCGAUUGAGCCAUGGUUGAAGACGAAGAAGCCUCCACCAGAUGGAAGAGAAUACAGACAAACACCAACACAAAGAAAGAAACUAGAUGGAUUAUACGAGUGCAUACUGUGUGCUUGUUGUAGCACGUCUUGUCCGUCUUACUGGUGGAACCCUGAGGAGUUUGACGGACCUGCGGCGUUGCUACACGCUCACCGUUGGAUCUCCGACAGGUGUCGCGAUGACUACACGGAGGAGAGAUUGCACGCGUUAACUGAGAAUGACAAACGGUUGUACAGAUGUAGAAUUAUAAAGAAUUGUACAGCAACAUGUCCUAAAAGCUUGAAUCCUGCGCUUGCUAUUCGUCAAAUGGAGGCUACGAAGUCUGGGAAUCGAUUUUCUGCCCGUAUAGCAGACUAA